CCCACCGCUGGGACCCCCGGAGAUGGCCCGGGCUGCUGCAAGGGAGGAGCGAGGAGGGGGCUACACCAUGCCCCCUGCCAGGGAGGAGAGGCCGGCACGGCAGCCAUCAGCUAUCCCACCGGCAUCCAGCAUCCCGCCGGCAUCCGCUGCCCCACAGAGGCAGCCACCCCAGGAGGAAGAGGAGGAGGAUGCCAACAGCUACGACUCUGAUGAAGGCACUACGCUGGGAGCGCUGGAGUUCAGCCUGCUCUAUGACCAGGAGAACAGUUCCCUGCACUGCACCCUCAUCAAGGCCAAAGGCUUAAAACCGAUGGACUCAAAUGGCCUGGCAGAUCCCUACGUCAAACUGCACCUCUUGCCUGGAGCUAGCAAGUCAAAUAAGCUGAGGACGAAGACGCUGCGCAACACCCGUAACCCCGUGUGGAACGAGACCCUGGUGUAUCAUGGCAUCACAGAUGAGGACAUGCAGAGGAAAACCCUCAGGAUCUCCGUGUGUGACGAAGACAAAUUUGGCCACAAUGAGUUUAUCGGCGAAACUCGAGUUUCCUUGAAAAAAAUCAAAGCCAAUCAGAAGAAGAACUUCAACAUCUGCUUGGAAAGAGUAAUACCAAUGAAGCGUACGGGAACAACCGGCUCAUCCCGUGGGAUGGCACUGUAUGAAGAGGAGGUAGAUCGUGGUGGGGAUAUAGAGGAGCGUGGCAAGAUCCUCGUGUCCCUCAUGUACAGCACCCAGCAGGGAGGUUUGAUUGUGGGCAUCGUCCGCUGCGUGCACUUGGCGGCUAUGGAUGCCAACGGAUACUCAGACCCCUUUGUUAAACUUUGGCUGAAACCUGACAUGGGAAAAAAAGCCAAGCACAAGACACAGAUUAAGAAGAAAACAUUGAAUCCCGAGUUUAAUGAGGAGUUCUUCUAUGAUAUCAAACACAGUGAUCUGGCCAAGAAAUCACUGGACAUUUCUGUCUGGGAUUACGACAUCGGAAAAUCGAAUGAUUACAUCGGCGGCUGUCAGCUCGGCAUCACGGCUAAGGGCGAGCGCUUGAAACACUGGUAUGAAUGCUUGAAGAACAAGGACAAGAAGAUCGAACGCUGGCACACCCUCCAAAACGAGAACCACGUUGCCAGUGAUUAA
This is a messenger RNA of Nestor notabilis (Kea), 1129 nucleotides long. Its product is annotated as rabphilin-3A-like. The transcript is spliced from 10 exons. NCBI's taxonomy places the organism in Eukaryota, Metazoa, Chordata, Aves, Psittaciformes, Psittacidae. Gene Ontology annotation, cellular component: membrane. The annotation marks the transcript as partial. The record is from RefSeq and is a predicted model, not a curated record.